AUGCCAGAAGAAGAAAGCGAAUAUCUCUUUAAAAUUGUUAUUAUUGGUGAUUCAGCAGUAGGUAAAUCCAAUUUAUUAAAUAGAUUUACAAGAAAUGAGUUUACAGAAAAAACAAAAGCAACUAUUGGUGUAGAUUUUGGAACCAAAAGUAUAGAAAUUGAUAAUAAAAUAAUUACAGCACAAUGUUGGGAUACAGCAGGUCAAGAACGUUUUCGUGCAGUAACAAGUGGAUAUUAUCGUGGUGCAGUUGGUGCCAUGAUUGUUUAUGAUAUCACAUCAAAGAUUAGUUUUAAGAAUGUCACACGUUGGUUAAACGAAUUAAGAGAAAUGGCUGAAUCAGAUAUUCUUAUCAUGAUGGUUGGUAAUAAAUCCGAUUUAGAAAUGUCAAGAGAAGUACCAACUAAAGAGGCUAAAGCUUUUGCUGAAUCAAAUAAAAUAUCUUUCUUGGAAACCUCUGCCCUCAACUCUACCAAUGUAAAUCAAGCCUUUGAAACCCUUUUAACUGAUAUUUUCAACUUGGUAUCUUCAAAGAAACCUGUUGUUGUUGACGAUGUUCAAAAUUGGUUAGUUCCAAACCAAGGUAAAAAAUUAACUCCUCUUUCUGAUCCAGCUCCACAAUUAACAACUACUACCGCAUCAACUCAUCAACAAAAGAAAGGUGGUUGUUGUUAAAACCAAUAAUAAUAAUAAUAAUAAUACAAUAUAUAUAUCUAUUUAUUUUUAACAGUUAAAUUAUUUAAAUAAUCAUUAGUAUCAGAUCUACCAAUCUUGUUUUUUUUAAAUAAAAAGACACUGCAAACAAAAAACAUGUUAUAAUAUAAUAAAAUAAUAAUAAAC
Dictyostelium purpureum is the source of this 837-nucleotide messenger RNA. It is a transcript of the gene rab11C, whose product is annotated as Rab GTPase. Gene Ontology annotation, molecular function: GTP binding; GTPase activity. The transcript is spliced from 2 exons. The record is from RefSeq and is a predicted model, not a curated record. Bases 1 to 672 code for a protein of 223 amino acids. Lineage: Eukaryota; Evosea; Eumycetozoa; Dictyosteliales; Dictyosteliaceae. Gene Ontology annotation, cellular component: endosome.